Triplophysa dalaica is the source of this 3621-nucleotide messenger RNA. It is a transcript of the gene slc4a1a, whose product is annotated as solute carrier family 4 member 1a (Diego blood group). Bases 224 to 2944 code for a protein of 906 amino acids. Lineage: Eukaryota; Metazoa; Chordata; Actinopteri; Cypriniformes; Nemacheilidae. The record is from RefSeq and is a predicted model, not a curated record. Gene Ontology annotation, cellular component: basolateral plasma membrane; plasma membrane. Gene Ontology annotation, molecular function: solute:inorganic anion antiporter activity; bicarbonate transmembrane transporter activity; monoatomic anion transmembrane transporter activity. Gene Ontology annotation, biological process: transmembrane transport; monoatomic anion transport; regulation of intracellular pH. The transcript is spliced from 21 exons.
UUUUUUCGGGUUUCCACGCACUACGUGACUACAUCUUUUGCUCUUUUUCCAUUACUCCCCCCCCACCCAUGUCUUUUGAAUCGGCCUGAGGUCAGUCUCGAGUUGGCCGUUCCAAGUGUAGCCACGGAAACGAAGCACAGAAUCGCGCCAGGAACACCUGGGCUCAGGUUAUGUGUGAGAUUUUCUGAAAGUUCUGUGACAGAGAGAAGUUCAGACAGUCUACAUGAUGGAAGCCGUUGUAUCAUUUGAAGGGGACAAUGACACAUCUUAUGAGGGCAGUGAGUCACCUGUACCCUCUCCAUUCAGUUUGACGCCUGCGGUACAGAAGGGCAGCUAUGACUUGGAGCAGAUGAGGCAAACUGAAGAGGAGCCUCAUCAGAGUUUUACCUUCUCCAGAGACCUUGAGGCUGCUCGAAAUACCAACACCAAUGCCAUCAAGAGAGGAGAUGCAGAGGCAUAUGUCGAGUUGAACGAGCUCAGAGGAGAGUCAUGGCAGGAGAUGGGACGCUGGGUGGGUUAUGAGGAGAACUUCAACCCUGCCACUCAACAGUGGGGUGCCUCCCACGUGUCCUAUCUCACCUUCAAAAGUCUCAUUCAACUUCGGAAGGUCAUGAACACAGGAGCGGUGCUGUUGGAUGUUGAUGAUAGCAGCUUAUCAAGCAUUACUCGGAAGAUGGUGGAGCAACUUUUGCUCAAAAAAGAGAUCCGCCCCACUGACCAGGAUGCUCUUCUAGCGAUUCUGCAGCGCAAGCGCAGUCAAUUGGAGGGCACUGCAACUCCUGUUGGUGGAGACAUUGAGAUGCAAACAUUCUCAGUCACCAAGCAGCGAGACAUGGUUGAUCGCGUGGAGGCCUCUGUUGUUUUAUCAGGCGUGGUGGAGAACCUUCAGAAACCGGUGGUGGCAUUUGCACGUCUGAGGGAUUCAGUGGUGUUGGAUGGAGUUUUGGAAUCUUCUAUCCCAGUCCGCUUUGUUUUCUUCCUGCUGGGUCCCAGUCAAAGCGGCCUGGAUUACCAUGAGAGCGGCCGAGCCAUGGCAACACUGAUGGCCGAUUGGGUGUUCUCACUGGAAGCUUACUUGGCCACAACUGAGAAGGAUCUGACCGAUGCCAUAGCAGACUUCAUGGACUGCAGCAUUGUUAUCCCACCCACAGAAAUACAGGAUGAGGCCAUGCUCAAGCCAAUCAUCAACUUCCAAAAGAAGAUGUUGCGGGAGAGAGUCCGCCCAUAUGACACCAGAAUUAUGUUUGGAGGCACAGACCAAACUGGACCCGAGAAGCCACGAGAGGAUCCAUUGGCCCGCACCGGCUAUCCGUUUGGUGGUAUGGUCAAAGACAUAAAACGCCGCUACAAGAACUACCUAAGCGACUUCACUGAUGCCCUCGACCCUCAGGUGCUGUCUGCCGUCAUCUUCAUCUAUUUUGCUGCCCUUUCUCCUGCCAUUACCUUCGGAGGACUGCUGGCGGAUAAGACGGAGCACAUGAUAGGGGUCUCGGAGAUGAUGGUCUCGACUUGCGUGCAGGGUAUCAUCUUCUGUUUGUUUGCCGCUCAGCCUGUUCUAGUCAUUGGGUUUACGGGUCCUUUGAUGGUGUUUGAAGAGGCGUUCUUUCAGUUCUGCAAGUCUCAAGGCUUCGAGUACAUCGUAGGCCGUGUCUGGGUGGGCAUGUGGUUGAUUAUCAUCGUGUUGAUCAUCAUGGCAGUGGAGGGGAGCUUCCUUGUCCGCUUCAUUUCACGCUUCACCCAGGAGAUCUUCUCAAUCCUGAUCUCGCUUAUUUUCAUCUACGAGACCUUUUCUAAGCUUAUCAAGAUAUUCAAAGCACAUCCUUUGAUUUUGAACUACCCUUCUUUGAACGAGUCUGCGGAAGACCCCUUCCAUUCUAUCAUAAGGGUUAACAUCACGACACUUCUUGAAGGCAAUGUUACAAAGCACCAUGAAAUACUAGAGGAGAGGGCAUACCCCAACACUGCUCUACUUUCCAUGUGUCUUAUGUUUGGCUGUUUCUUCAUUGCAUACUAUCUCCGUGGGUUCAAAACUGGAGUCUUCCUACCUGGCCCAAUCCGUCGGAUGAUUGGAGAUUUUGGGGUUCCUAUCGCCAUCUUCUUCAUGAUCGCUGUGGAUAUCAGCAUCAGUGAUGCCUACACACAGAAACUGGUGGUGCCAAAGGGUUUGACCGUGUCUAAUCCUGGAGCCAGAGGAUGGAUUAUCAACCCACUGGGUGAGAAGCAGCCUUUCCCAAUCUGGAUGAUGUUCGCCUGUGUUGUUCCUGGUUUACUGGUCUUCAUUCUUAUUUUCCUCGAGUCUCAGAUCACCACGCUGAUUGUGAGUAAACCUGAGAGAAAAAUGAUGAAGGGCUCUGGUUUUCAUUGGGACCUACUGCUUUUGGUGUUCCUGGGUGGCAUUGCCUCUAUUUUUGGUGCCCCCUGGCUUAGUGCUGCGACAGUGAGAUCUGUGACCCAUGCUAACGCCCUCACUGUCAUGACCAAAGGCCCCAGACCACAGAUUGAGCGGGUGUUAGAACAGAGGGUCAGUGGAAUUUUGGUGGCAGUGAUGAUUGGGGUCUCCAUUCUGAUGGAGCCUAUCCUGAAGAUGAUCCCUAUGACUGCUCUGUUCGGAAUCUUCCUCUAUAUGGGUAUCACUUCACUGAGUGGCAUCCAGCUUUGGGACCGCAUUCUUCUUCUGAUCAUGCCGAAAAAGCAUCAUCCAGCUGUUCCUUUUGUCACUCAUGUGCCAACAAUGCGAAUGCACCUAUACACUGUCAUCCAGAUCAUGUGUUUGGUGAUUCUGUGGGCAGUGAAAUCUACUUCAUUUUCACUUGCUUUGCCCUUUGUCCUAAUCCUAACUAUCCCUCUGCGAAUGUUAAUGACCGGUCCUGUCUUUACUGUCAGGGAGAUGAAAUGUCUGGAUGGAGAUGAUGCCAACGUAAAGUUUGAUGAUGAGGACGACUGAAAUAACCCCAAAACAACUUUCUGAUUCUGGAUUCCAAGCCACUUUGUAUUCAUUUUACUGUGUGCAUGAAAUUAUAAUAUUUUGCUUAUAUAUUUUAACUGUUAUGGCUACUAGCAAAUCUUAGCUUGACAAAUAGGUUCGGCAUAACAUCUUUAUAUUGUGAAAUUUUAGAUUUAGAAUGCAGUUCAUGCACACGUAAAAUUCACAAGCUGUUCAUAUACAUUCCAUAGUUUAGAUUUUUGUUUUUCCAAGAGACCAUUGUGCUUUUUUUCUUUUGUGUGUUUGUGUUAUUAAGAUUUUUGCCUUUAUACAUCACAGUGUUUAUUUAUUUAAGGUGUUUAGAGUUUUAUGCAAAAUGGAAAAAAAUUGAAUGUCAGUGUGUGACAAUAUCACACCGCUGAACUACCAGCUUGAAUGUAUAUCGCAUGCUGUUUUAACAGAUGAUGCCCACGCAAAACAUGCCAUUAUAUUUCAUAUGACAUUUUUCAUGUUUGACUGUUUUCAGGGACAUUGAUACCUGUAAAUAUAAUAGGUUUAGGACUACAGUAUGUCAGCAUACUUACUAUUGCUAAGUUUUUACACCUGUGAGUAUAACUGGAGUGACUAUGUAUAUUUGAUCUCUUAUGGUGUAUUUCAUCACUCAUUGUUUAACAAUUAAAGAUUCCUGUUCUAAAUAA